This is a messenger RNA of Auanema sp. JU1783, 852 nucleotides long. Lineage: Eukaryota; Metazoa; Nematoda; Chromadorea; Rhabditida; Rhabditidae. The record is from the annotation of a GenBank genome assembly.
AUGGUUAAAGCUAUCGUUACCUUCGGAACCACAUGUGGUUUAUUGACUAUCAUUGGAUGUCUUUGGGCCGGAAGUGUCAUCAUUGGUGAGAUCAACGAAAUGUACGAUGACGUCAUGGGAGAGCUCGGAGGAUUCAGAAACGUAGCUGAUGACACAUGGGGAGAACUCAUGGUUGUACGUCGCGGAGGUGAAGAGAGUCCACUCGAUUACGCUCGUAGCAUUUUCGGAAGAAAUAAGAGAAGCAGUAGCCAAUGCAGCUGCGGACUGCCAGCUAAUAACUGUCCACCAGGACCACCAGGAGCUCCAGGAGCUCCAGGAGAACCAGGAGAGACUGGACCUGACGGAAAGAACGGCCCAACUGGACUUCCAGGACUCGUUCUUGCCACUCCACAAGACUUCCCCAAGGGAUGCAUCAAGUGCCCACCAGGACCACCAGGACCACAAGGACUUCCAGGACAAGAAGGAUUCCAAGGAAUGCCAGGAAAACCAGGAGAGCUCGGACAACCAGGACGCGACGGAGAACCAGGACACCCAGGAGAGAUUGGUUCCGAUGGAGAACGUGGACAAGAUGGACAACCAGGAAUGCCAGGACCACCAGGAAAAGAUGGUCUCACUGGAAAGGGAAUGCCAGGAAUGCCAGGAAGACCAGGACUUCAAGGUCCACGCGGAACUCCAGGAACCCCAGGAGAACCCGGUCAACAAGGAGACGCUGGAAUGCAAGGACCAUCCGGACAACCAGGAAAAGAUGGCUUCAAUGGAUUGGACGGAAACCCAGGACAACCAGGACCACAAGGAAAUGUUGGAGGAGACGCCGAGUAUUGUCCAUGCCCACAAAGAAGAAGAAGAGUUUAA